This is a messenger RNA of Penicillium taxi, 1629 nucleotides long. RefSeq names its product MFS transporter. Gene Ontology annotation, cellular component: fungal-type vacuole membrane. The coding region runs from base 1 to 1629 and encodes 542 amino acids. The transcript has a single exon. Gene Ontology annotation, molecular function: spermine transmembrane transporter activity. Gene Ontology annotation, biological process: spermine transport; transmembrane transport. Lineage: Eukaryota; Fungi; Ascomycota; Eurotiomycetes; Eurotiales; Aspergillaceae. The record is from RefSeq and is a predicted model, not a curated record.
AUGAUAACAAGGGUUGAAACGCGAGAAUCUCUUCGCAACACUAUCACAGAAACUCCUCCGCCAUUGGACGUCAACUACCCCGAUGUUGGUCGACCAGAUGAACCAGUCUUCCCUGAAGAAUAUACCGUCGAAACAGCUACUGGUAUUGUUCCAGAAACCACAUUAAAAACUAUCCGAUCCCGAAACUCAAGUACCGGAACCUUGCAAACAAGCGAUCGUGAAGGUGAUAUAGAGAAAGGCCUCAAAGACGACGUGGAAUUUGUGACCUUCACUAUUGAUGAUGCUGGAAACCCCCAUAACUGGUCCCGCAAUUAUCGCUGGUAUAUCACAAUGGUUGCAUCUUUGCUCGUUGUCUGUAUUGCCUACGGUUCUGCAAUCGUUACAGGUGGCUUGGGUCUGAUUGAGGAAAAAUACAAUGUUUCCGAGGAGGUUGCCAUUUUGACUUGCUCAAUCAUGGUUUGCGGUUUUGCUGUUGGCCCAUUGCUCUGGUCUCCAUUGUCUGAGAUCAUUGGUAGGCGGCCUGUCUAUAUCGUCUCGAUGAGCCUUUACACCAUCAUGAACAUCCCUUGUGCUCUUUCACCUAACAUUGGAGGCCUACUCGCUAGCCGAUUCCUGUGUGGUGUCUUCUCCAGCUCGGGUCUGUCUCUGGCUGGUGGAACCAUUGCCGACAUCUGGGAUAUCGAGGAACGUGGCAUGGCCAUUGCUUAUUUCGCUGCUGCUCCUUACUGCGGUCCCGUCAUUGGUCCAAUUGUCAACGGCUGGAUCAACGUUGGAUCCCAUAGAUUGGACCUGUUCUUCUGGGUCAACCUUGCCUUCACUGGCGCUGUCACGGUCAUGGUUGCGCUGAUCCCGGAGACUUACGCACCAGUCAUUCUCAAAAGCCGAGCCAAGAAGCUUCGAAAAGAGAGUGGAAAUCCAAACAUCAUCACCGAGCAGGAGAAGAAAAAGCUGACAUUCAGCGAGAUCGCCCGUACAAACUUGAUUCGCCCGCUCCAGAUGAUAUUGACCGAGCCAGUGCUUGAUCUCAUGAACUUAUACAUCGUGCUUAUAUAUUCUAUGCUCUACGCAUUCUUCUUCGCCUAUCCCGUCAUCUUCGGAGAACUAUACGACUACAACGACGGCCAGAUCGGUCUAAUGUUUAUUCCUAUUUUGAUCGGUGCCGCUUUUGCACUGGUGGUAACUCCUAUAAUUGAAAAGCAAUUCGCUCGUAUUUGCGCGGAAAGAGCACCGACACCCGAAGACCGACUUAUCGCUGCCCUUUGGGGAGCACCAUUCGUGCCAAUUGCAUUCUUUAUUCUCGGCGCCACCUCCUACAAGCAUAUCAUUUGGGUGGGACCUGCUUCAUCGGGAAUUGCUUUCGGAUUCGGCAUGGUUCUGUGCUACUACGCCGUGAACAACUACAUCAUUGAUUCGUAUCAGAAGUAUGCCGCCUCAGCUCUGGCUGCCAAGGUUUUUGUGCGAUCGGGAGGUGGUGCAGCCUUCCCUCUUUUCAUUACCCAAAUGUAUCAUCGUCUUGGAUUGCAAUGGGCUUCGUGGCUGCUUGCUUUCAUUGGAGUUGGGAUGGUCUUCAUUCCCUACGGCUUUUACUGGUUUGGAGCCAAGCUUAGAGCGAGACUCAAUCACAACUAA